AUGGCUACGCGUAUCAUUACGGAUCUGCCCGUCGAGCUCCUCGUGAUGAUCUUCUUCUUUCUCGAUGCUCGCGAUCUGAUCAACUGUAAACAAGUGUGCCAAUUGUUCCUACAACUUAUACGCGACUCCACUGUGCUGCAAUAUUUCUAUGAACUGGAGCUUGCGGGCAUGGCCGAUGAGCCCUUGUGCCCGCUUCCUUACGUAGAGAGACUGCGAAAAUUACGGUCUCUGCAGCACAUGCGCCGCACCGCAGAGCUUGUGCCAGGGACGUCCUUUCCACAAUGGACGGCGCUCGUGUGGACGACCACGCCCGGUGGUCUUUUCGCGCAAGCAAACAUGCGAGGCGGGAUUGACUUCAUCCAGCUUCCAUCCGCAGUUCUUGGCGUUUCAGAGCGUCGAUGGUCUGUCCACAGCGACGGGCUCGAGAUGGAGAUGGAGACAAUGUGUAUGGAUCCAUCACAGGACGUUGUUGUCGUGACAGGGUGGGAUCGGGUGCCCAACAGACCACAUGAGAUCAACCUGUCAGAUGCAGGCAGAUAUGAUGAGAAAGACGAUGUCGAAGAAAACCGCAGGGAAGGACGGCAAACUCGUCUAGAAGGCGACUAUGUAGCGCAUCUUGGCUCUUGGGACCAUGAAUAUGCGAUUCUGGUGUGGGAUUGGAAGACGGGUGAUUUGCUUUGGGAAAGUAUCGUAUAUCGUGCAUGUAUAUGGACUCUACCUAACACCGUGAUCACACAGCAUCUACAAAAAGAUCCAGAAGAAGAACCAGAAUAUAAAUACAAUUCCUUUGACUUCAUCGACAGCCGGCAUCUACUUGCGACGGAGGACAAUGGCAUUGAUAUCUUCGUGCUAGACCGACCAAGCACAUACACUGGGGUUCCAGUCUUCAUUCGAGGUGCUCUCUGCCUGUGGGAUUAUCCUAUACGUAAAGGGCAAUCAUUCACUCUGCCCCAGCUCAUGUCAACGCACAAAGGCGGAUGCUCGCAGAGGAAUCCAGCUCAACCAUUCUACUCGUCCCCACAUCGUGGUCUCGUUGCUGUCGCCUGUUACGGCGCGCCGUUGAGCGCCGGUGACUCGGACUCCAUCUGGACGGAAGUGAUUUUGGUGCCUGCGUCCAUGGUCCGGGAGUGGAGUCUGCGUGCACAGGCCGACGAAGAAGACGAGGCCAAAUUUAUGGGAAGUAAUGGGCUCGUUGAAUGGGCAUACUGGGCACCAUACUACCCGAGAAUGCGGCGCACCGGCAGGCCGUUCUCCGCAGAGGUGCAGGGCAUGCAUGCGACCGUCGCCAACGUCGAAGGGGACAAACUUGUGCUGGAUCAUAUCGACUACACCGUCGUCGGAGGUAAAGAAGCGGAAUUUGAUUUCAAGACCCACCCUGGCCGUGGGGAUGAGUGGGAUGCAGGGAAUGAGCUGUGUGUCAUCCCUGAGGACAGUGAAGGCGUCCAUUCAGCAUACGCCGAGGCUCGGCCGUUAAUUCAGGGCUUUCCACAGUAUCUAGUCAUCCUCCCAGAUUAUGCAAUCUUGCAGGAGUACAAGGAUGAUAAUGGGGACCAUCAGUGGCAAAUUUAUCAUAUCGUCGCCUCUGAUUCCAGUGGUUCGUGA
Postia placenta MAD-698-R-SB12 is the source of this 1602-nucleotide messenger RNA. RefSeq lists its product as hypothetical. NCBI's taxonomy places the organism in Eukaryota, Fungi, Basidiomycota, Agaricomycetes, Polyporales, Adustoporiaceae. Gene Ontology annotation, molecular function: protein binding. The record is from RefSeq and is a predicted model, not a curated record. The transcript is spliced from 4 exons. Bases 1 to 1602 code for a protein of 533 amino acids.